Sorex araneus (European shrew) is the source of this 4085-nucleotide messenger RNA. RefSeq names its product tubulin gamma complex associated protein 4 (gene TUBGCP4). The record is from RefSeq and is a predicted model, not a curated record. The transcript is spliced from 18 exons. Gene Ontology annotation, molecular function: gamma-tubulin binding; microtubule minus-end binding. Gene Ontology annotation, cellular component: centrosome; gamma-tubulin complex; equatorial microtubule organizing center. The coding region runs from base 126 to 2408 and encodes 760 amino acids. Lineage: Eukaryota; Metazoa; Chordata; Mammalia; Eulipotyphla; Soricidae. Gene Ontology annotation, biological process: mitotic cell cycle; microtubule nucleation; cytoplasmic microtubule organization.
CCCUAACCCAACUUGCCGCUCGGCCCAGGGCCAGCCUCACCCACUCCGGGUCCAGCCCCAGCUCCGACUCUCCUGCCUCCGAAUCCGGCGCCCAAGCCGGAAGUCCGAGCGGCCGACUCGGGCGCAUGCGCAGAGAACGCCGCGGAGAGCCGCGCUCUGGAGCGCGGCGGGACUCGAGCGGGUGGGCCCGGCGCUGCGCGGCGUAUUUCCGGGCCGCGGCGCCCGAGCCCGUGCUCUCUUCCCGUGCUCUCCUCUCGCCGGGGCCCCUCGGGACGAACCGCCCCUCCUUGGGCGGGGAGAGGGAGCCAGUCGCGUGUCCAAGAGAAAAGCCCACGCCUCCGGAGCCGCCCGGGAGAAGCGCUGGAGGCGGAGGUAACGGGUCCGGGGACUCGAGGUCCGCCGUGGGAAUGAUCCACGAACUGCUGCUGGCGCUGAGCGGAUACCCAGGGUCCAUUUUCACCUGGAACAAACGGAGUGGCCUCCAGGUAUCACAGGACUUUCCAUUUCUUCACCCCAGUGAAACCAGCGUCCUGAAUCGACUCUGCCGGCUAGGCACAGACUAUAUUCGCUUCACUGAGUUCAUUGAACAGUACACAGGCCAUGUGCAGCAACAGGAUCACCAUCAGUCUCAGCAGGGCCAAGGUGGAUUACAUGGAAUCUACCUAAGGGCCUUCUGCACAGGGCUAGAUUCAGUUUUGCAGCCUUAUCGACAAGCAUUGCUUGAUUUGGAGCAAGAGUUUGUGGCUGAUCCCCAUCUCUCCAUAUCACAUGUCAAUUACUCCUUAGAUCAGUUCCAGCUCCUUUUCCCUUCUGUGAUGGUUGUAGUAGAGCAAAUUAAAAGUCAAAAGAUUCAUGGUUGUCAAAUCCUGGAAACAGUGUACAAACACAGCUGUGGAGGUUUGCCUCCAGUUCGCAGUGCAUUAGAAAAAAUUCUAGCCGUGUGUCAUGGAGUCAUGUAUAAGCAGCUCUCGGCUUGGAUGCUACAUGGACUCCUCUUGGACCAGCAUGAAGAAUUCUUUAUCAGACAGGGUCCAUCUUCUGGGAAUGUCAGUGUCCAGCCAGAAGAGGAUGAAGAGGAUCUGGGCAUUGGGGGACUUACAGGAAAACAAUUAAGAGAACUCCAGGACUUGCGCCUGAUAGAAGAGGAGAACAUGCUGGCUCCAUCUCUCAAGCAGUUUUCUUUGCGAGUUGAGAUUUUACCAUCCUACAUUCCAGUGAGAGUUGCUGAAAAAAUCCUUUUUGUUGGAGAAUCUGUUCAGAUGUUUGAGAAUCAAAAUGUAAACCUGACAAGAAAAGGAUCCAUUCUGAAAAAUCAGGAGGACACUUUUGCCACAGAGCUGCAUCGUCUCAAGCAGCAGCCUCUCUUCAGCCUGGUGGACUUUGAGCAGGUGGUUGAUCGUAUCCGAAGUACUGUGGCUGAGCACCUCUGGAAGCUUAUGGUAGAAGAGUCAGAUUUGUUGGGUCAACUAAAGAUCAUUAAAGAUUUUUAUCUUCUGGGACGAGGAGAACUGUUUCAGGCCUUCAUUGACACAGCCCAACACAUGUUAAAAACACCACCCACUGCAGUAACUGAACACGAUGUGAACGUGGCCUUCCAGCAGUCAGCACACAAGGUCCUGCUAGACGACGACAACCUUCUCCCUCUGUUGCACCUGACAAUCGAGUAUCAUGGCAAGGAACAUAAAGAUGCCUCUCAGUCCAGAGAAGGGCCUUCUAGAGAAACUUCUCCCCGAGAAGCUCCUGCAUCUGGCUGGGCAGCCCUUGGUCUUUCCUACAAAGUGCAGUGGCCACUGCACAUUCUCUUCACUCCUGCUGUCUUAGAAAAGUACAAUGUGGUGUUCAAGUACUUGCUGAGUGUGCGCCGGGUACAGGCGGAGCUGCAGCACUGCUGGGCCCUGCAGAUGCAGCGCAAGCACCUCAAAUCCAACCAGACUGAUGCAGUCAAGUGGCGCCUGAGAAAUCACAUGGCAUUCUUGGUGGACAAUCUUCAGUACUACCUGCAGGUGGAUGUGCUAGAGUCUCAGUUCUCACAGCUGCUUCAUCAGAUCAAUUCUACCCGAGACUUUGAAAGCAUCCGGUUGGCUCAUGAUCACUUCCUGAGCAAUUUACUGGCUCAGUCCUUCAUCUUACUGAAACCUGUGUUUCACUGUCUGAAUGAAAUCUUAGAUCUCUGUCACAGCUUUUGCUCACUGGUCAGUCAGAACCUGGGCCCACUGGAUGAACGUGGGGCUGCCCAGCUGAGCAUACUGGUUAAGGGCUUCAGCCGCCAGUCUUCACUCCUGUUCAAGAUUCUCUCCAGUGUUCGGAAUCAUCAGAUCAACUCAGAUUUAGCACAGCUACUGUUACGAUUAGAUUAUAACAAAUAUUAUACCCAGGCUGGUGGAACUCUGGGCAGUUUUGGGAUGUGACAGUGUCUGAUUCACAAACUGAAGUAACAAUCACACCUUCUCUAGUCUGUAACAGAAGAUACAAAACCAAUAUCCCGUUCAUCUCACCGAAUGUCUACUCACCGAAUGUUUACAGCCUAAUGAGGGAGCAUGACCUUUUCUUAUAGAAAUGGAGCACAGUGACUGAACAGCUGGGGAUACAACUCCCAUCAUUCCCAUCCAGCAGGGUCUGCCCCACUUCAGGGAGAGUUCGUCACUUGCCUAAGACUACUGGAGUAAGUUCUCCUUACUGAUACUGACAAUUCAAGAUUUGUUACGUCGAGAACCUCUGUUAACUGUUUAUUCACUCAAGAGUCACAUACUACACAUCUGUUACAUGCCUCAGUACUAUUUAAGUUGCAGGAAACAAGGCAAUAAACAUCUGAAGUAUUUUGUGGCUCAUGUGAAAAAAGAACUAUAUUUAUAGAUAGGCCAUCUGCUGGGUGUUACCUCUAAGGAAGCAAGGCACCAGGUAAGAUAAGGCUUUCCCUCAUUCCACAGCCUUACCUCCAGAAAAUUAAGACUCUUAAGAAUCUUAAUCCUGUAUAUCUUGAUAAUUUUACUAAUAAUUUCCUGUUGUUUUAAAUAGUAAAACAAAAUAGUAAAAUAAAAGGGCAAUUUUAGCUAAUGUCAUUUAUGUAGAGUACUUUUUACAAAGAAUUUAAAAUGUCCUUUAAAAAUUUAAGUGUCCAGAAGAUAGUACAGUAGUUAAGGUACUUGUUUUGGAUAUGACCAAACAAGGCUUAAUCCCAGGUACUGCAUAUGGUCCCCAAACCCCACCAAGAGUAACCCCUGAGCAUAGCCAAGUGUAGCCCAAAAAGCUCUCCUGAUGCACUACAAAAACAUUUGAGGCCAAAUUGCUAAAUUUCAAAUUCUAAGAAUUGCAAUAAGCAUAGAAGUUGGGAUUCUCCAAGUGUGGCCCAUACAUCCCAGAAAAUCAUCAAUGUUCAUAUAAGCAUGAGCAGAAAUAUUCAUUGAACUAUCCCUUCUAACUGAAAAAGAAUACAGCGAUUUGGUCCUCAUCUCUACCACCUACUAUUAACCAUAGUCCCUGCAGUUGUUAGCUAAAGAUGACUCCCUUCCACAAUUGCUUCUGGGGUAGAGUUAGCAAACUAUCAGCCAUCACCUGUUUUGUAAGUAAAGUUUUUAUUAGAACACAGCCACAGUCAUUACCUAUUAUUUCUGGUUGCUUUCAUGCUCAUGUGGCAAAAAUGAGUGUUUGUGACACUAUGGCCCACAGAUCCUAAAAUAUUUACUGUUUGGCCCUUCACAGAGAAAUUGCUGCUGAUCCCUGCUUAGAAAAUCUGAGAACACCAACAGGGAUAAUAUUAGAAACAGGGAAGGAAUAGCUUCCAGCAACUGUGAUAACAGUAAGAGUAAUAAAAUACUGGAUGUUUGGCUAUUUCCAGGUAUUCUCACUGUGCUUCUUAUGUUUACCUUUACAAAAAGUCAUCCAUUCAAGUUUAAGGUCAUUGUCCAUUCCCAGCAACUGCAUUGUUUUGGGUACUCAAAAGUUAGUUGUUAGUGAACUCAGCUCUAGGAAUUUUUUUUUUACCUUAAUUGUUAGGAAAUUUAGAGCUGUGCCCAAUUCCACCUAACUCUUGGUGCAGCUAUUAAUUUAAGCCUAUCAUUAAAUCAGGCUUUUAGAAGCACUGAAUU